Messenger RNA from Malaclemys terrapin pileata, 2565 nucleotides. Its product is annotated as 2-hydroxyacylsphingosine 1-beta-galactosyltransferase-like. Gene Ontology annotation, molecular function: UDP-glycosyltransferase activity. NCBI's taxonomy places the organism in Eukaryota, Metazoa, Chordata, Testudines, Emydidae. The record is from RefSeq and is a predicted model, not a curated record. The coding region runs from base 381 to 1976 and encodes 531 amino acids. The transcript has 7 exons.
UGAUCCCGCCAACGCUACAUCCCCGUGGGCCCUGGCCGCCCUCUAGCGAGGCCCGUGGGCGGGAGGCUCCCAGCUGGGGGCCCGCGGUGUGCGGGGAUUCCGGAGCGCGGAGAGGCCGGGCCGCUCCGCUUGCCAAUGGGAGCCGGGCGUGUGGGCUGAGAGGCGGGCUCCGCCUGUGCCGGCCGGCCGGGCUGAAAGGGGCCCGAGGGGGAGGCCAAUGCCAGUACUAGCCGCUGCAUCGCUGCGCGACUCCCCGCUGCUGCACCUGUCCCGGCUGGGUGGAGGGAGGCGGCCGGGACUUGUCUAGUGCCGCGGCCGCCUUUGGAGACGCACAGCUCUACCAGGAGAGAAGAGCCCCUUUCGUUCAGUAAAACGCAGCGAUGGAGAUGAGGCUCCCGCCGCACCCCGUUGCUGUCCUCCUCAUGGUGGCCGCUUUCAGUCUGGACUGUUGCCAUGGUGCCAAAGUGCUGGUGAUGCCCACCAUCGUCUUUGACAGCCACCUUCGGGUCUUCAUGCGGGUGGCGGAGGCACUGAAUGACCGGGGUCACAACGCCACACUUCUCCUCCACGAGGGUCGGGAAUCCGAGCCCUUCCUGCCAGGCCUCCGAGUGCAAACGUACAGGGGGAUCUUCAGCACGGAGAGCGCGGACGCCUGGGUGCAGGAGAAGAUAAAGCGUGUCUUCCAGGGGAAGAAGACCUCCCUGGAGAUCUUCUCCUUCCUGGAAAAGUACUUGGAAAACUGUGAUCUAGUGCUGGGGGAUGCAGCCCUCCUGCAGCAGCUCCAGGGUGAGGGCUUUGACUUGUUCUUGGUAGACCCCAAUGAGAUGUGUGGCUUCAUUCUGGCCCACCUCCUUGGUGUCAAAUACGCCGUGAUCUCCACCGGCUUCUGGUACCCAGCUGAGAUCGGCGCCACUUCCCCCGUCGCCUAUGUCCCCGAGUUCAACUCUCUGAUGACGGACAGGAUGGGGCUGGUGGGCCGGACUUGGAAUCUCCUGGUCUACGUGAUCACUCGCAUCGCCACCAAGCUGGUCAUCCUGCCCAAGUUCGACCGCCUCAUGCAGAAACACGGGGUGGAGCCGCAGAAGUCCAUGCUGGAGCUUGUCUAUGGGACCAGCCUCUUCUUCCUGUGCAACGAUGUGGUGCUAGACUUUCCCAGGCCCACGCUCCCCCAUGUCAUUUUCACUGGGGGAAUCCUCGCUGAGCCUGAAAAGCCCCUUCCUGUGGGCCUGCGCCGCUGGGUGGAAGCUGCGGAUGCUGGUGUUGUCGUCGUCUCCUUUGGCAUUGGGAUCCGAGCGCUCCCGAGCAACUUGGUGGAGAAGAUGGCUGGGGCGUUUGCACGCCUUCCUCAGAGGGUCGUGUGGAGAUACUUUGGUCAGAAGCCAAAUAACCUGGGUGAGAAUACGCUGAUGAUGGAGUGGCUGCCCCAGAACGACCUGCUGGGUCACUCCAACGUGAAAGCCUUCAUCAGCCACUGUGGGAUGAAUGGCAUAUUCGAAGCAAUUUAUCACGGAGUGCCAGUUGUGGGGUUCCCUUUCUAUGGGGACCAGUUCGACAUCAUGACAAGAGUUCAGGCAAAAGGGAUGGGGAUUCUCAUGGACUGGAGCCGAGUAAGCGAAGAGGACCUUUACCAGGCCAUAGUCACCGUUCUCUCCAACCCCAGCUACAAUAAAGCAGCCAAGCAGAUCUCAGCCCUGCACCGAGACACGCCUAUGCACGCUCUGAACCGCACGGUGUACUGGCUGGAGUACAUCCUCCGCCACGACGGGGCACCGUACCUUCGCCCAGCCGUCUACGACCUCUCCUUUUACGAGUACUUCUGCCUGGACAUCCUUGCUCUCUUCCUUCUCUGUCUGGCGUGUGUUGCCUAUGCCCUGUACAAAGCCAUUGUGUGGUACUGGGGAAAGAGUGCCAGUCCCAUGCAUCUGAACGGCAACUGUCUGAAUGGCCAUCUGAUGGAGGGGAAGAAGGCGCAGUAGUGCGCGGUGUGCUUGGGGCACGAAAGAGACUCCAGUGCGAGCACACACACCGCCCAGGUGCUCACAGAGACUCAAGCUUGUCCAUCGGUCUGGUUGCUGCUCGUGUGGCUGGGAAGAGGGGGAAAGUGGCGCAAAGGCCAGUGUGUGCCUCUGUGUACAGCACGCCUGGGUAGGGACAUGGAUCUAGGCGUGGGUGGAUGCAUUUGGCCAGGACUGUGGGAGCGUUGAGGCGGGACAUGAGUGGGUAGGUUUCUGGGGAGGAAUGUGGGGUUGCUCCCUUUUUUUUAUGCGCGAUGGUUUCGAUGCUGGUGUUACCCUUCUGGCUUGCUAGGGUCUGCGGUGAGGCAUAGGGGGCAGGAGUGGCGCUUUGUCUGGGGCAGUCAUCGUUUCUCCCUUGCUCCAUUAGCGAGGCCCUGGGAACUCGGGACUCCUUCAGGUGCAGCGGGGCAGCCGACUUUGGGCAGGGGAGGGCACCCUAAAGGUAGUUUAAAAAUCGGUCUUUGUUUAAAUUUUUUGGGCAGAUGUUCUGAAUGCUUCCCUUGGUGCUCUGUACUGUAGGCUGUGUUUGUGCUAACUUAUUUUUUAAUAA